This is a messenger RNA of Coprinopsis cinerea okayama7#130, 927 nucleotides long. RefSeq names its product ribonuclease H2 subunit A. Bases 1 to 927 code for a protein of 308 amino acids. Gene Ontology annotation, molecular function: RNA-DNA hybrid ribonuclease activity; RNA binding. The record is from RefSeq and is a predicted model, not a curated record. Gene Ontology annotation, biological process: mismatch repair; DNA replication, removal of RNA primer. The transcript has 6 exons. NCBI's taxonomy places the organism in Eukaryota, Fungi, Basidiomycota, Agaricomycetes, Agaricales, Psathyrellaceae. Gene Ontology annotation, cellular component: ribonuclease H2 complex.
AUGUCCGACUCAGAAACCGAGGAAACAGCCCACGUCCCAGUGCCUUCGGUCCCAGGACCAUCUACGCCAUUGACAGAGUCAUAUACGUAUCAUUCCCCAUUGCCAACGGCGCCUGGUCCCUACAUUCUAGGUGUUGACGAAGCUGGACGGGGUCCGGUACUGGGCCCUCUCGUUUAUGGCGUGGCGUAUUGCCCUGUUGCAUAUAAAGAGACGUUGGAAGAACUUGGUUUUGCAGAUUCAAAGACGCUCACCGCUGACACUCGCUCGUCCUUGAUCUCAACGCUCUGCUCGGAUCCUAGCAAUCUGGGAUGGUCGGUACGGGUGAUAGCACCACAAGCAAUCUCCAGCGGCAUGCUCAAAAAGCCGCCUACGAACUUGAACAAGCAAUCUCAAGACGCAACGAUUGGUCUUAUCCGCCAGGUCAUAGACAAAGGUAUCAAUGUCACUGAGGUCUAUGUAGACGCCCUAGGCAACACAUCUACCUAUGAAGCAUACCUCUCCUCUUUAUUCCCAGGCAUUGACUUCACGGUAGCCAACAAAGCCGACUCAAAAUUCAAGAUCGUAGGAGCGGCUAGUGUAGCUGCUAAGGUGACGAGAGACGUCUGUAUUGAGGAGUGGGUGUUCGAGGAAGACGGGGGGAAUGCUAAGUCCAAGUGGAGUAAAGCGCUCGGGUCGGGAUAUCCUUCAGAUCCCAACACACAAGCCUGGCUGAAGAACGCAGUUGAUCCUGUCUUUGGAUUCCCCAAAAUAGUCCGGUUCUCAUGGUCUACUGUGAAGGUGGUGCUUGACAAGCAAGCGAAAGAAGUAAAAUGGAUCGACGAGGGUCAAGCUUCCCUUAUCAAGGCUUUCGAAAGCGGUUCAGGCUUGGAUAAAGACCGCAGUAUGGUUGCCAAAGAUCUCCACCUGUCGACCCUGAGCGCGCUAUGA